AUGAAAAAAAUAAUUAUUUCUAUUUUCUUUAUAUUUUUUAUUUCUAAAAUUUAUUCAUAUGGACCAGAUUUGGUAUACUACAACAGAUCAUAUAUUGAAUUUGAAACAAAAUAUCCACAAACCAUUCAUUAUACCUUAUGUGAAGAUCGUGAUUGUAAAAUUAUAAAAGAGAUAUAUCCAGUAAUAUGCAGCAUUGAAAAAUGUGUUAUGGAAUUAAAUGAAACUCAGAUAAAAAAUUUUUAUGGAAAUAAUAUGCUAAGAUUGGUUAAUCAUUAUUAUUAUCGUGAGGAAUAUAAUUUUAUUGCCUCUUCUAGCUUUAUGUAUGCAAUAAAUUAUGCUCUCUCUGAAUUACCAUCGACUGAAGGUGGUAAAGCUCAACUUACUGGUAAUUAUUUAAGACAUUAUGUUAAUGAUUAUUACACUGUGGAAGGAUUUCAAAGAGGUAAAUCAUUUAAUCUUGAUGUUGAUAGAGAGAAUUUUGACCCUGAAAAUUUAACUCUAAAUUUCCCACCUGGUUAUGGAAGUUUUAUAUUGCAUCUUGAUAAAACUUAUAGAAUAUCAAUGUUAUUAAACUAUGCCCCUCCUUGUAUAUCUCAAUGUAUCUAUAAAGACUCAAAGAUCACAUUAAACGGUUUUAAUUUUUACAAUAACCAAUCACUUGCUCAGGUUUAUAUUAAUGGAGAAAAAGUUUCAAUUAUUUCAAUAGAUCAUCGUUUAUUAAAACUUGACUAUUAUUUUAUUGAUUAUUCUCAAAGAUUAAAUAUAAAAAUAAUUAUUGGGGAUAUUUCAUCAAAAAAUAACUAUACUUGUGAUAUAAAACCACAACCUGUUUCGAUUACUACAACUGUAUCAACUUCAAAAUAUAAUAGUGGUAUAAUUACAAUUUCUGGAAAUUAUAUGUCAUCAUCUCAAACAUCAAGUACAAAUGUAUCUUUAAUCAGUAGUGAAAAUAAAAGCUAUAAUUGUGAAUAUAUAUCAUCAACAAAAUCUCAUAUAGUUUGUUUAUUGGAACCUGGUGAAGGAUUAAUAAAUAAGGUUAAAAUUAAAAUAGGUGAUGUUGAAAGUUUAACUGAAAUGAACUUUAAAUUUGGUGUCCCUCAAUUUACAUCAACAAAUGCAAUUCAAAUUGAUAGAACAAACGAAUUUUCAUUGACAGGUAUUAACUUUGGUAAUAUUAACGAUAAAAAUGGUACAGUUAAACUUUUAAUUGAUGGAAAUGAAAAUAAAGAAAUAAUAACAACAUCAAUAAGUAAUGAUGAAACUAAAUUAUCAUUUAAAUUACCAAAUAUAUGUGAAACAUCUGUAAAACUAUCAAUUGAAGUCAAUGGUGCUAUUUCAAAUAAUAGUAUAAUUAUAAAACCACAACCUACAUUUAUAUCGGUUCCAUCAAGACCAUUAACAAAUGGAUCAUCAUUACAUAUUGAUAAAUACUUUUCAUGUAAAGAUAAAAUUGUAAAACCAUCUAUUACUGUUGAUAGUUCUAAUAAUCAUAUUGAUUGUACUAUAAUUUCAAAUCUUGCAAGUUGUAAUGUUGGUGUUGGAACUGGUAAACAUUCAUUUAAAUUUUAUGAAGAUGGUAUUGAAAAAAUCGAUUCAUUAUUUCAAUAUGCACCACCAACAAUUGUAUCACAUAAUGUCAAUGGGUUAAAAACAAUUACAUUAACUGGUUAUAACUUUGGUAUUGAUUCAUCAAAAUGUAAUUUAAUAUUUGCAAAUAAAAAUGUAACAUGUAAAGUUAUCAGUGAUACAACUAUAACAUUCAAUACAAGUUCACAAUAUGAUUAUGGUAAUGUUAGUCUUAUAAUCGAUAGUAUUCCAAUGUCAAAUGAAAACUAUAAAAUAAUGCUAAACUUUGAAAACAAGGAACCCGAUAACAAAAGUAGUCCAUUGAAGAAAAUAUUAAUCCCAACACUUGUCGGAGGUUUUGCAUUGUGUACCGCUGCAUUUAUUGGUUAUAAAUAUAGAGAAAAUAUAUUUAAAAAAAUUAAUAAACUUAAAAAUGGCAAAUCAAAUGUAUAA
Molecule: messenger RNA, 2019 nt
Organism: Dictyostelium purpureum
Lineage: Eukaryota; Evosea; Eumycetozoa; Dictyosteliales; Dictyosteliaceae
Exons: 2
Coding region: 1-2019 (672 amino acids)
Source: RefSeq, a predicted model, not a curated record